CGCGAUGAUCGUGGAGAUGGCCAACAGCGCAAUGACAAAGCCGUAGCAGUAGAUGUAGAUGGCAUCCUCUGUCGUGCCCUGUACGAGUACUCCGCCACCAAUCGCUCCGAUCAAUGUGCCGAGCGACCACAUCACUCCCAGCCAGCCACUGGCCAUUCCCGUCUGGCUGAGGUGCACGAGGUCUGGAAUGAUUCCAGAGAAUGCACCGGCAGCCACACCUUGUCCAAAGUAGAAACCAACCUCCAUGAGUAUGAAUCCAGAGAUUGUCGCAUUGGAGUCAUUGUAGGA
This is a messenger RNA of Acytostelium subglobosum LB1, 288 nucleotides long. RefSeq lists its product as hypothetical. The transcript has a single exon. NCBI's taxonomy places the organism in Eukaryota, Evosea, Eumycetozoa, Acytosteliales, Acytosteliaceae. The record is from RefSeq and is a predicted model, not a curated record. The annotation marks the transcript as partial.